This is a messenger RNA of Trichoderma atroviride IMI 206040, 1368 nucleotides long. RefSeq lists its product as uncharacterized. Gene Ontology annotation, cellular component: cytosol. Gene Ontology annotation, biological process: iron-sulfur cluster assembly. Gene Ontology annotation, molecular function: ATP binding; ATP-dependent FeS chaperone activity; 4 iron, 4 sulfur cluster binding. The record is from RefSeq and is a predicted model, not a curated record. NCBI's taxonomy places the organism in Eukaryota, Fungi, Ascomycota, Sordariomycetes, Hypocreales, Hypocreaceae.
AUGGGCCUGGAAAAGGUCAAGCACGUUGUGCUGGUGCUCUCCGGCAAAGGAGGCGUGGGCAAGUCGUCGGUGACAACGCAGCUGGCCCUGUCUCUGACGCUCGCCGGCCAUUCGGUGGGAAUCCUCGACGUCGAUCUGACCGGCCCGUCCAUCCCGCGCAUGCUCUCGAUCGAAGCGUCCAAGGUCACGCAGGUGCCAGGAGGAUGGGCGCCGGUCACUGUCCACGAGGCCGAUCCGGAGAAUGGGCUGGGCAGCCUGCACGCCAUGAGCCUGGGGUUCCUGCUGCCCAAGCGAGGCGACGCCGUGGUCUGGAGAGGCCCGAAAAAGACGGCCAUGGUCCGACAGUUCCUCAAGGACGUGCUCUGGGACGAGACGGAUUACCUGCUCAUCGACACGCCGCCGGGGACCAGCGAUGAGCACAUUUCGCUGGCCGAGUCGCUACAAAAGGAUGCCCGGCCGGGGCAGGUGGCGGGCGCAGUGGUCGUGACGACGCCGCAGGCAGUAGCGACGGCGGACGUGCGCAAGGAGCUCAACUUUUGCGUCAAGACGGGCAUCCGCGUGUUGGGAGUGGUGGAGAACAUGAGCGGCUUCGUGUGCCCGCACUGCUCGGAGUGCACCGACAUCUUUGGGUCCGGGGGCGGACGGUCCAUGGCAGAGGAGUUCAAGGUGCCCUUUCUGGGCUCGGUACCGAUCGAUACACAGUUUAUUACGCUCGUGGAAGAGGGCAAGCGGCCGUUUUAUCCGGUGGGCACGGUGAUGAAUGGGCGGGACAUUUCAACGGUGCCGUCAGAGCAGCAAGGCAGAGAUGAUGGGACGCUUGUGGACAAGUACAAGGACUGUUCGCUGUUUCACGUAUUCGCCGGCAUCACCGCACAGGUUGGUGAAAAGGUUGCCAGGAUAGAGAAUACAUGAAUGUGGCGCCUAUAUCCGUUGGCCAGCCCCUGGUGAUGUGUGAGUGCAAUAUGCAGUGACGGAGCUGCAGCUCGCCGUGAGUCCUGUGAGACAUUGACAAAGUCUCCCCGGGGAGAGCGGGCUGCCGCAAUGUUUGCUGCCUGCCUACAUAUAGACUUUACGGGUGCUGCAAUAAGCCAUGGUAGCACCUCAUACAUGUAGUCAGCCCUAGAGAUGAUGCUCGUAGUUGCUAUGCCAGAUGUGACUUUGCCAACGGAGACUCGAAUCGCUACCUGGGUAUGCAAUGCUCGAUGAGAUGGCAUGACAUGCAGCAUUUCUAUCGUGAUAUAGCGUCAGCAUUCGACCUGCAGCAGCUGCCCCUUGCCUUGGCACUGCUGCGGAUAGUAAUACGAGCCGGUGAAUACAGUAGUACAAUGAGUAUUACACGUGUUUGUGCAGCUUAUCAACCCUUUCUUG